Molecule: messenger RNA, 603 nt
Organism: Daldinia childiae
Lineage: Eukaryota; Fungi; Ascomycota; Sordariomycetes; Xylariales; Hypoxylaceae
Exons: 2
Coding region: 1-603 (200 amino acids)
Source: RefSeq, a predicted model, not a curated record
AUGACUGCUAGCUCGAGUGCCUCAAACGAACCAGCGAAGCCGUCUCCUCAGCUUUCCCCGGAUCUCCCGAGCACUACCACGUACCUAACAGGUCAUAAUGACGAGGGAAAGGCAAUUGUUCAAUCUGCGCGGCCAGCAGCGUGGAAGGCUUUUGAAGGGGGUAUUAUGGGUUUCAAUCAGAUUUAUACCAACAAAUUUCUGCCCGAUUUGAACGACGAUGCCGACAUAAAAUUCCACGAGGAAAUAAUCGCGGGGGGAAACCUCGGGUUAGCUACUAAAGGCGGGACCGUCUGUCGCAUGGUCGACUUUGGGCCGCAAUAUGAGUGUAUGAUGCAUAGGACCAAGUCUCUGGACUUUGGUAUACUGAUCGAGGGAGAACUGGAAUUGAAACUAGAUGACGGGAGUAUCACGAAUAUGAAGCGUGGUGAUAUAGCAGUUCAACGAGCAACGAUGCACGCCUGGCGCAAUCCGAGUACUACUAACUGGGCUCGUAUAGUGUUUGUGCUUCAGGAUACGCAGCCAUUGUUCAUCGGAGGGAAGAAAUUUGGAGAAGACUACGGUAGAGGUACUAAAGACCUUCCGCCGAGUGGAAACGACGAAUAA